Closterium sp. Naga37s-1 is the source of this 1017-nucleotide messenger RNA. NCBI's taxonomy places the organism in Eukaryota, Viridiplantae, Streptophyta, Zygnematophyceae, Desmidiales, Closteriaceae. The record is from the annotation of a GenBank genome assembly.
AUGAGCGCGCGAUGGUGGAGCGACGUGCGACUGCGCACGCUCGUCCUCGUCAACGUCGCCGCGAUCGUGGAGAGGGCUGACGAGUCGCUGCUGCCGGCCGUGUACAACGAGGUGGGGCGCGCCUUCCACACCCCCCCAGGGACCUGGGCGCGCAAACCCUCGUCCGCGCAUUCAUGCAAGCACUUCUCUGCCCUCCGCUGCUCUUCAUUCGCCUUUCUCCCCUCCCCCCAUUCCCCCCUCCCCCCCUUGCACAGGGACCUGGGCGCGCUAACCCUCGUCCGAGCGCUCAUGCAAGCACUGCUCUGCCCACUCGCACCAUGGCUCUCCCUCUACCUGCCCCGCGUCCACGUCAUCGCCACGGGCGCGCUCAUCUGGGGCCUUGCCACGCUAGCAGCCCACUCCUCCGCUCCACCUCCCUCGUCUCCCCUCUCAUCUCCCCACUCGUCUCUCCCACUCACCUCACCCCACCCUCCUCCUCCCUCCUCCCCUUCCUUCCUCUCAAACCUCCUACACGUGCUCCGCACGCCCUCGUUCCUCAUCAUAUUGCAGUUUUGGGGGGCUUUUCGCGGGCUGGUUCGGCGAUUGGAUGAACGCCACGUGGCGCGAUUCUGGCCGUGUGAUCUGCGCUCAGAUCAGCGCCGGAUUCGGCGGGUGGUGAUGUCGACGGUGCUGCUGAGGGUGGUUCCGCAGGACGCCCGGUUUUUCUGGGUGUAUUUUGCGGUGCUGGUGGUGAUGGGGUUUAUGAUCUCGUGGAACGACGCGGCAGUCGAACAACCCCAUAUUCGCGGCAAUAGUGGCUCGGCGCGCCUGCGAACAGACAUCUACGCACUGGACCGUGCAUGUGAGAUGUCUGUGGCAGCCUUCGCACCGCCCACUGUCGGCUUCCUCGGCCCAGGCCUGCUUUCGGCUUCCACCCCUCCUCCCGUCCCCCACCCCACCUGCCGCCGCUCCUGCCCCUUCCCCUCCUGCUUCCCCUGCCACUCCUCCUCUUGCUCCGCCCGCUCCAUCUGCGGCUGA